AUUAUAUCUCGUUUAAUAUUAAAAAAUUACAAGUGACCUCCAGAUUCUUGGUAUCUACUGAAUGAGUAUUUUCUUUCUGAGUUGGAAAAUUUGAAAUCUGAGAGAAAACUUUUUUCACCGGGAAUCUGUGAGAAAAUUCUGCAAAAAAAUAGGAUCGAAUGAAGGAAAAUUUAGAGUAAAAUUGGAAGUGGAUUAAAUAGACGGAGAUUGUGAUUUGGGAACUCAAAGCCUUGUCAAAAUUGGGCUUUUUGCCGAUUUGAGAUAGUCCAAAAAUAAGCCCAUCGACAAAAGAAAUACAAAGAAAAAACAUCUCGACGAUUGUCUAACCCAUUAACCGUUAAAAAUAUAUAUGAUUUAUUCGUUGCGACUUUCUUCCUUCUAUCUCUCUCGCUCUCUGAAUUUUGACCAAAAUCUUCAGUUAUGGGAUUAUAGCAUCUGGGAUUGUUGUUUGGAUUCCUUCUUGUUAAGUUCAGAGAAUGGCAUUGUAUUUUACGAAGAAAGCUUCGACAGCAGAAUUGGAUGCCUACUAUCCAAUUAGACCAGAAUGCCAGGACAGUGUCCCAAAGACACGUUUUAAGCUUAGGGCAGGGAAAACUCUUAGUGCAAGGAGAUGGCAUGCUGCCUUCUCUGAAGAUGGUCAUUUGGAUAUAGAAAGUGUGCUGAGACGGAUACAAAAAGGGGGUGUUCACCCUUCAAUCAAAGGGGUUGUCUUGGAAUUCUUGUUAGGCUGCUUUGAUCCAGACAGCACCUUUGAAGAACGAAAUACUCUCAGGCAGCGCCGGAGGGAGCAGUAUGAAACAUGGAAAGCUGAAUGCCAAAAGAUGGUCCCAGUUAUUGGUACUGGAAAGUUUAUUUCAUCUCCUAUCAUUACUGAUGAUGGCCACCCUAUAGAAGAUACAGCAAAUUGCAAUGUGAGAGAUGGUGGAGUUAUGUCUGCAUCCUCUCAAGAUUCGGAAAAAAAAGUGAUACAGUGGAAGCUUUUGUUGCAUCAAAUUGGUUUGGAUGUUCUCCGUACAGAUCGAUCACUUGUCUUUUAUGAGAGUGAAUCCAAUCAGGCCAAACUUUGGACUGUUCUUUCAAUAUAUGCUUGGGUGGACACUGACAUUGGUUAUGUUCAAGGAAUGAAUGAUAUAUGCUCACCCAUGAUAAUUCUUCUGGAAAAUGAAUCAGAUGCCUUUUGGUGCUUUGAAUGUGCAAUGCGAAGGCUGAGAGAUAAUUUUAGGUGUAGUGCAAACUCGAUGGGCGUGCAGACUCAGUUGGGUACGCUUGCACAAAUAGUCAGAGCUAUUAAUCCCAAGCUUCAUCAACACCUUGAGGAAAUGGAUGGUGGAGAGUAUUUGUUUGCAUUUCGUAUGCUGAUGGUGCUUUUCCGGAGAGAGUUCUCCUUUGUGGAUUCAUUGUAUCUUUGGGAAAUGAUGUGGGCAAUGGAGUACAACCCAAAAAUUUUCUCAACAUAUGAAGAGACCGCAGAUGCUACAUAUCCCAGUGCUGCGCCCAAACUAAAUGACAAAUUGCUUAAGCAAUGUGGCAAAUUCGAGAAGAAUAAUGUAAAGAGUGGAUCCGGCGGUCCGCUCGCUGUUUUUCUUGUUGCAAGUGUUCUCGAGACUAAAAAUAAGCAACUAUUAAAGGAGGCAAAGGGAUUGGAUGAUGUUAUCAAGAUCAUAGGUGACACAACUGGAAAUCUGGAUGCUAAAAAAGCAUGCACCGAGGCUUUGAGGAUUCACAAAAAGUACAUGAACAAGGCCCAUAAGUCGUAGACAAAUUUCUUUCUUCAAGUUUUGCAGCCAAAUUACCCACUUCUUUUAUGUUGAUCUGCUAUUUAGUUACUGGUCUAUCAGUCCCUACCACAUAUGCUAGUUAUUGACGAUCCAACCAAUACAAGUAGUGAUGUAUUAUGUGUAAAUAAUUUAUAUUAAGAAUUCAGGAGCUGUAUCAUUUUUGUAUGUAAACAUUUUCUAUGUUCGGCUCUGAAAUGACCUUUCUAUCGACUAUAAUUUCUGACCUAAUCUUA
Ziziphus jujuba (common jujube) is the source of this 2011-nucleotide messenger RNA. RefSeq lists its product as uncharacterized. The transcript has 12 exons. NCBI's taxonomy places the organism in Eukaryota, Viridiplantae, Streptophyta, Magnoliopsida, Rosales, Rhamnaceae. Gene Ontology annotation, molecular function: GTPase activator activity. The record is from RefSeq and is a predicted model, not a curated record. The coding region runs from base 477 to 1757 and encodes 426 amino acids. Gene Ontology annotation, biological process: activation of GTPase activity.